CACAUCUCUUCUUCCACGCAGUGCCGCACAGUGAACGCGACAACACAAUGAGUCAAGAUCGCCCUUCGUCCUUUUACUUCAAGGGAGUGCGGUUCGACAAUGCGGUCAACCUAAAGGCCUUGGAACUGGUGGACUCAUUUGAAGUAAGAGACGACGACGUUUUCAUCUCCUGUUACAUUAAAUCAGGAACAACAUGGACACAGCAGAUCGUUUCUCUGGUGUGUGCUGAGGGUGACAUCAGUGAAGCUAGUAAAGUCCUUCUGCAAGUGCGCACGCCCUGGCUCGAGUCUCUGCAAGCGUCAGGAGGAAGGUUGGGUGUCGGUGAAGGAGUGCCUCGGCCGAUACUACUGAAGAGCGCCCCCUCCCCGCGACUCAUGAGUACGCACCUGCCCUACCACCUGUUACCCCAGCAAGUCAGGGACGGGAAAGGAAAGAUCAUCUACUGUGCUCGGAACGUCAAAGAUGUGGUCGUCUCGUGGCACAACAUGAGAAGGAUGAUGCAGCAUAUGACCUGCGGAACCUGGGAGGAAAACUUCCAGGACUUUAUUACUCCGGACCUAGCAUUUUACGGUUUCUGGUGGGACGUCAUUCCGGAGUACUGGCGACACAAGGAUGACGGCAACCUGCUCUUCAUCAAGUUUGAAGACCUUAAGCGGGACCUGCGAGGCCACGUGGUGAAGAUCGCAAACUUCCUGGGCAAGACUCUGUCAGACCAGCGCAUAGACCAAGUGGUGGCGAACUGUACCUUCUCCGCUAUGAAGGAGAACCCGGCUACAAACUAUUCCCGUAACCCAAAGCUGCAGAAGAUUUUCGGCAAGGCAGAGGGAAGUGAGCUUGAGUUCGUACGUAAAGGAGAGGUUGGUGACUGGAAGAACUGGUUCAGCGCGGAGGAGAACAAGAUUCUGGAGGCGAUCCACAAGGAGAAAAUGGCGGGAACAGAUCUGACCUUCGAGUAUGAGUAGUGUCUAUUAAUCGCCAGUGACCCGAAAUGGAACAUACGUUCUGUUCUAAUAACGCCAGAUCUAACAUGGUGGGGCGUGAUCAGUGUUUGAGUAGUGUCAGUUAUGGUGUGGUCACGUUCGUUGUAGGCUGUUGUUCGAUUUUGAUGACAAUGACCUUUAUUACGUAUUCACGCCCUACAUUAGCCAAAUGUUAGAUAACUGACUGACAUAGGGGUAGGGGGAACAAGUGCUACAUUACUGUGCUGCGUCUAUAUCUACAAGAUCUCCUCUCUUUUGAAACAAGUAUGAACAAAUUUACAUAGUUUUCCAUAUACAUGUACAUCGUAUUCCCUUGAUGACAUAAUAUGUCCAUUUUCGGUAAGUGCGUAUACUUCUGUUCUUACUGAAAAGAACUAAAAAUAAAUUGAUAAUCUUUAUGCGGAAAAACUGGCAAGGCAGUAUGAAAGUUACACUUUGUUUUAAUUCACAAUAAUGUAUAUAUAUUUUCACUGCCGGUGCAGUUAACAAUGUGGUCGCAAGGUGGACCUUCAUCGGAUCCAUACACGUGUAUGUACACACUGGAACAUACAUUCGUCAUAAAUAAUGUGUGUUUUCUGUGCGUGAAGCUGCAUGAUUAAAGCUCAACAUAAUUAUACCAAGGAGGUUUAAAAUCUUGAUCAUACUCAACGACUGUAUGUGUUACAACGUAUGGCAACUAAGGCAGUUUUAGAAAACUACUUUACUUUGACUAUGUACAUGUAACGGGGGGUGC
Messenger RNA from Branchiostoma belcheri (Belcher's lancelet), 1713 nucleotides. Its product is annotated as sulfotransferase 1A1-like. Lineage: Eukaryota; Metazoa; Chordata; Leptocardii; Amphioxiformes; Branchiostomatidae. Gene Ontology annotation, molecular function: sulfotransferase activity. Gene Ontology annotation, biological process: sulfation. The record is from RefSeq and is a predicted model, not a curated record. The coding region runs from base 48 to 962 and encodes 304 amino acids. The transcript has 6 exons. Gene Ontology annotation, cellular component: cytoplasm.